Rhinocladiella mackenziei CBS 650.93 is the source of this 717-nucleotide messenger RNA. Its product is annotated as CDP-diacylglycerol-serine O-phosphatidyltransferase. Gene Ontology annotation, cellular component: membrane. NCBI's taxonomy places the organism in Eukaryota, Fungi, Ascomycota, Eurotiomycetes, Chaetothyriales, Herpotrichiellaceae. Gene Ontology annotation, molecular function: phosphotransferase activity, for other substituted phosphate groups. The coding region runs from base 1 to 717 and encodes 238 amino acids. The record is from RefSeq and is a predicted model, not a curated record. Gene Ontology annotation, biological process: phospholipid biosynthetic process. The transcript is spliced from 4 exons.
AUGUCUCGAAGAUCAGGUACGAACAAUGCCGAUCAAAGAGAAUCUUCCACCGCACCUCCAGACAAUGGGCAAAAGAAGCAAGCUAUGCUAUUGGCUCAAGACACUGGCCACUUCAGUUUGAUAAAAGCUCUACAUUUGGCGGACUUGAUCACGGAAAUGAAUGUCAUGUCCAUUCUGUCUUCGAUACGAUAUUGCUUGGCCGACCCAUCCGACUUCACAAACUUGUGGCUAGCGUUCGCGUAUAUGCCGUUUGGGUUGUUUUUUGACUUUUUUGAUGGCAAAGUGGCACGAUGGAGAAAGAAGUCGUCAUUAAUGGGACAAGAAUUAGAUUCGUUGGCAGACCUGAUUUCCUUUGGAUUGGCACCCGCGGUGGUAGGAUUUGCCAUCGGAUUCCGCACCAAUGUUGACCAGAUGAUCCUGAGCUUCUACGUGCUUUGCAGCUUGACCCGAUUAGCACGGUUCAACGUAACGGUCGCCAUGCUUCCAAAGGAUAAAACCGGAAAGUCGAAGUAUUUCGAAGGCACCCCCGUGCCGUUCGCUUGUCUGACAAGCUCGGGGAUCAUGGCUACAUGGACUUUUAUGGGUUUGAUUCACGAUUCUUUGCCUUUCGGGACUAUUUUGGCCGGGUCUUUGUUCGAGUUUCAUCCCAUUGCGGUCAUAUUUUUUGUGAAUGGCUGUUUGAUGGUGAGCAAGACUUUACACGUCCCCAAACCAUGA